Dendrobium catenatum is the source of this 2077-nucleotide messenger RNA. Its product is annotated as transcription factor MYB78-like. The coding region runs from base 1234 to 1953 and encodes 239 amino acids. Gene Ontology annotation, biological process: regulation of DNA-templated transcription. The record is from RefSeq and is a predicted model, not a curated record. Gene Ontology annotation, cellular component: nucleus. Gene Ontology annotation, molecular function: DNA-binding transcription factor activity; sequence-specific DNA binding. The transcript is spliced from 2 exons. NCBI's taxonomy places the organism in Eukaryota, Viridiplantae, Streptophyta, Magnoliopsida, Asparagales, Orchidaceae.
AAAAGAAUAUAUAUAUAAAAAAAAAAGCUGAUGCUACAAUCGCAUCCCUCUUUUCCAAGGAGCUGUCAAUCUAUUGCAAUCAUGUUUGUAGAGCCCUUUGCCCAUUUAAUUUUAGAGAAUUUAUGAAGAAUAAAAUUUGAAAUGCUAAAACUCCACAUGUUAUCAGCAUCUUCUAUCACAAUUGCUCAUUAAUACAUGCCCUUAUUCUCAAUCCCAUUUUUUAAUUCUCUCUCUUUUCCUUCUAAGGAUUUAUUUGGUCAACUACAUUAAUCGAAUAUUGUAUUCAAUUUUCUAUUUUUUCAAUUAUUUUGUGUUUCAAAUGAAGCAAAAGAAAUACAAAAUUUAAAAGAAAAAAUUGACAGAUUGAGCCAACUUGAGAUUCUUAUAUAUUAUAAUAUUGCCACUUGCCGUUGUUUAUCAUUAACAUUGGCCGCAUCUGUCACAAUAGCCCUUGUUUGCAUUUUAUGCAUUUAAAGCAUGCUAUAGCAAAUAUAAAAGAAAAUUACAUUUAUGAUUAAUCUUAUUGUGUAUGGCAACAACAAGUCAACAACUAACAAUGUAAUCAACAAGAUUUAUUUUAAUCUUCAUAAUCAAAAUUAAAUGCAAAGAACAAAUACCAAAACAAUAUUAACUAUAGAAAAGUGGGAACAGUUCCCUCUUCUGUUAACUACAAUUAUGAGCUGUGUAUUUUAACAUGUGCCAGCAGGAAGUCGGGAUUAAUGGAUAACCCCCCCUUGAAUCUUGAUCUAAGUCAGUCCACCCCUAUGGAAAGAGACAGUCAUGGAUCCGCAUUUCUCCGCGUUAGUAAGACAAAAGUGUAAGAAGGACGAGUACAGAAGCAACUCGAGAAAAAAGUGAGCACUAGUGGAUUCUUGAGUGGAAAGCUUGCAGGCACAAUUAAGUGAUCCGGAGGAAUAGAGCCGCAGAGGAGGAAAGAAGGCAAAGUUGGACUUCCAAACUCUCAACUUCUCCACAUGAAUUCACAAUUCACUUCUCAAAGACUUUGAGGAUUAUAUAGUACAGCUGCAAUUUUAUCUCUCCCAUAUCCUCCUGCCUAGCUAGCUACUUGCUCCUAGCUCCUCUUAUAUGUUAAUUCCUCGAUCUCCUAUAUGAAGCCAAGCUAGUUUUCCAAAGUAGCUUGUUUCAACUCUCUCUCUCUCUCUCUCUCGCUGUCCUUACUAGUUCUAAAAGCUCAAUAAUAGAGCUUAUAAUUAACCCACAAAGUUAAUAUAUAUGGAGACCGGGAAGCAGAAAAGUAGUGUGGAGGAGGAGUUGAGGAGAGGGCCAUGGACUGUGGAAGAAGACCUCAUCCUCACCAACUACAUCUCUAAACAUGGUGAAGGCCGCUGGAAUUCCCUCGCCAAAUGCGCAGGUAAUGUAUAUUUAGAAAAUUUAUGCAUUAUUUAUUUAAGCACUGCAGCGUCUACGUUGCUCAGUUUCAGCUGCAUGCAUCUGUAUAUAUAUAUAAAUAAACGUUCAGGACUAAAGAGGACAGGGAAGAGCUGCCGACUCCGCUGGCUGAACUAUCUCCGGCCAGAUGUACGCCGCGGUAACAUAACUGCAGAGGAGCAGUUCCUCAUACUUGAACUCCAUUCACGUUGGGGAAACCGUUGGUCAAAGAUCGCGCAACAUCUUCCUGGCCGCACAGAUAACGAAAUAAAGAAUUAUUGGAGGACAAGGGUGCAAAAACAUGCAAACCAGCAAUGGAUGCCCCGCCUCCUUGAAAGAAUCAGGACUGCCGUUGACUCCUCGCGUGCAAUCUCAAAUGCCCACACUACGUUAACCUCUUCGAACGACAAUAGCAAGUUCUCAUUGCCGCCUGUUCCUGGCUGCUGCAACGACGUUGUGGAGGAAGAGGGGUGGCCCGAGUUUCCAACACCGAGCGAUGAGGGUAGCAUGCUGGCCGGAUUAUGGGAGCUGAGUGCCAUGGGAUCUAAUAUGUAUGUCGAAUAAAUAUAAUAUUAAUUGAUUGUGAUAGAGAACAUAUCAAUAUGUAAUUUAUAUUUUUUUUUAAACUACUUUUGGUCAUCCUUUGUAAGAGGAUUGUUUGACUAGCAAAGGCUUGGGCACUUGAAAA